UUCGCUCUACUCACUCGCGUUCAGUUGCUCCGGAUUUUCGUGCUCGCCAACGUGUCUCAUUUGGAACGAAGGUCUCUCAGCGCUCUGUUGAACGUGGUCCAAAACUCAGAUCGGGACGGUUGGUUCCAUUGACAUAGGAAUUGAGAUCGUGAUUGAGAUUGAAGUAGAGAAUGUCUUGUGAUUCUAAAAACGAGUGUAUUGACAAGUGCGAGCCUGGCAAAGAAAGGUCUAAUUUGCCGUUUCAAUGGCGCGAAAUUUCGGAACAAGAGCAGAGACUUCGACUUCAGAGCUGGCCGGAACCCAUGUCAGUGUGCCGUGAUGUCAUUGCUCUGGAACCUGGAAAUGUUAUUGUUCCAAGAGAGUUCUUGGACAUUGCAUAUCAGAUUUAUAAUUUUGAAAUCCGGUCUGAUGAUGUGUUUGUUGUUACCUUUCCUAAAAGUGGAACCACAUGGGCGCAAGAAAUGAUUUGGCAAAUAACCCAUCAUUGUGAUUUUGAGGGCGGCAAAGUGAACUUGGGCGCCCGAUCUCCCUUCCUGGAACUCCCCAUGCUCAUUCCCGAUCACAAACUGAUGCCCAUGGUCCCCAAAGAGAAACUUCUUCAAGCCAAAAGGAUUCUCGAAUUGGCCAGAUCCAUGCCCUCGCCUCGGGUCAUCAAAAGUCACCUGCCCAUUUGUUUCCAACCACCAAAUCUGCUCAACCGAUGUAAAGUGGUUUAUUUGGCCAGAACACCAAAGGACUGCUGUGUCUCCUACUAUCAUCAUGAGCAAUUGGUUCCUAUUCAUGGCUAUGAAGGCGAUUUCAAGUCUUAUGCAUCAUGGUUCAAGCGAGGGCAGCUUCUGUAUGGAGAUUACUGGUUCCACCUUUCGGAGGCAGUAUCACGCCAAGGCCAUCCAAACUUAAAGAUCAUUUGGUAUGAACAAAUGAAGAAGGACCUACCCGGGGUACUCCAAGAAACCUGCACAUGGUUGGAGCAGCCUUUGUCAGAUUGGUCCUUGAAGGAACUUGUCCAACAUUUGUCCUUUGACAGGUUCAAGUCAAAUUCAGCCGUCAAUAAUGCAGCUUUGACCAAUCCCAAGACCGGCCAAUGUUUCAUCCGAAGAGGCAAAAUUGGUGAUUGGAAGAACCAUUUCGAUACGGAGACCUCUUUGGAAUGGGAUGAUUGGAUCCAGGAGAAGAAGAGAGAGUUUAAGAUAAACAACUUGUUUUAGACCUUACCGUAUUUAUGAGGAAUGAAUGCCAUUACAUUGGAAAUAAAGACGUUUGACCCUCUCCCAAAA
Messenger RNA from Tigriopus californicus, 1277 nucleotides. Its product is annotated as luciferin sulfotransferase-like. The transcript has 4 exons. The coding region runs from base 171 to 1208 and encodes 345 amino acids. NCBI's taxonomy places the organism in Eukaryota, Metazoa, Arthropoda, Copepoda, Harpacticoida, Harpacticidae. Gene Ontology annotation, cellular component: cytoplasm. Gene Ontology annotation, molecular function: sulfotransferase activity. Gene Ontology annotation, biological process: sulfation. The record is from RefSeq and is a predicted model, not a curated record.